AUGUCAACAACGAUUCCAACUGACGAAAAAAAUUUGCCAUCGGCGGAAAAAAGGAUUCGUUCACGAUCGUUAAAACAGAAUUGCACUAGUGAGGAUUCUAGUAGUGCUAUAGUACCAUUUACUUCACUACCAACUGAAAUACCUUUCUUGAAUCCAGAAAAGCAUACGGAAACAAUUCCAUUUCGACGAUUUAUUUCAACACCUAAUCGAAUACCGUUAGCUCAAACAUUAGCUCAUAAGAAGUUACGCAAAUAUGCCAGUGAAGCAUGUUUUUCAUUGGAAGAUAGCAGUUCAUCCGAUUUGUUACCAAAAGAAAAGGAACAGAAGACAGCUAUUGGCAAACAUAAAAUAUUUUCGGUACAACCUGUUAAAACUGUUGACAAUCGUGAUACAUUAUUACUUCCGGAUGGUAGUGUUCCGUCUUUUCAACAUACUAAACGUGACGAUUCAGAAGGUGAAGCAAGUUAUUCUGGAAGUGAUGCAACUUUAGCCAGCACGUCAAUGACACCAAUUUUACGGCGGAAAUCAUGGCGAUCCAGUUUACAUCGACCAAAAAGUUCAGCAUUUAUGUAUGGAACAUUAUUUUCAUCCGAUAUGUAUAAUACUCCAACAUCGGCUACACUACCAUCCAUCGAUUCAUUGCAACAUAUCGGACUUGGAAUGUCCGGAAAUAUAGAAGAGCGUCGGAGCAGUAAUUUUUACGAUAUUGACGAUGACAGUUUGCACGAAUUCGACGAUGAGAAAGGUAACAACUUAUUUUUCAAACAGUUCAAUAUUUUCUAA
Messenger RNA from Cercopithifilaria johnstoni, 783 nucleotides. The record is from the annotation of a GenBank genome assembly. Lineage: Eukaryota; Metazoa; Nematoda; Chromadorea; Rhabditida; Onchocercidae.